Molecule: messenger RNA, 1612 nt
Organism: Monodelphis domestica (gray short-tailed opossum)
Lineage: Eukaryota; Metazoa; Chordata; Mammalia; Didelphimorphia; Didelphidae
Source: RefSeq, a predicted model, not a curated record
CUCACUCACCAUAUCAACAGAAUGUUCCAGUGAUGUGAAAGCCCUCACUUUAUGUAGUAGCUAAGUUGGAAAAUGUCUGUCCUGAGCCUGGCAAACUUGUUGAAUAAAGGGUAUGGGUAUGUUCUGAAAUCCAAGUGAUUGAGGACUGACGACUCAAAACCUGUAUCCUACCAGGAAGAAAAGGUGAAGGAGAUUAGGAUGAAGAAAGGAAGCACCCCCACUCCGAAGCUUUUAAGCAAGGGGAUAAAUGAGUACUUCCUUAAGCUGUAUCUUCAGUCAGGAUCUGGCUCCAGGCAAAAAGUGAACUUAGGAAACUAUGAAAAUUAUAGUCCAGCUGUUGAUAUGAACAGAAGCGCUUCUAAUCAACAAUACUUUUCUCUGAUGUUCCCCAAACCCACCCGCCCAGGGAAGAAAUGGAGAUCAACCCCAUCUGAAAUAAAAGAAUAUUCAAAAGGGGACCCAGUAAAGGAUGAUCAGAAAGACGCUCCUAUGUGGAUGGCACGUUCUUUACUAAAAAUCUCUGAGAAACCUUCUGCUUAUUUAGCUGCCAGAAGAAAGCCCCCAUUUUUUACAAGUCCGAAAACUACAACAAAAUCCUUAAGUUCAUCUUCAGGAGACACUAUAAAUACACAGAUUACCGAAAAAUACCGAACAGAGAAAACCUCCAAAAAUGCAGCACGCAUAUCAGAAGAGACAGAAGCUAAACUACUAGACACGGUCAGCAACAGUUCAAGCGAAGCAUCCAUUGCUGAGUCCGAAGAUUCAGAAAUCACAAAGAAAAAGAAUGGCACUGAGUCAGGCACUGACAACAAGGAUGUGGAUAAGAAAAAGAAAGACUUAGAUAAGAAAAAAUUUUUGGAGAUUGAUAUUGAACAAUGUAAUUCGAAGGAGAAGUCACACAAAAAAUCCAAGGGUUUAUUUGCCCACCUCAAGAAAGCCAAGGAAUCAAAGAAAAAACAGGAUUCAGACUCUGAAAUCAAAGAUACGCCACAGAAAGACAAAGAUGCAAGGAAAAAAUCCAAGGAUUCAACUGCCGAAUCAAUAAAUUCAAAACAGUCAGACAAAGAAUUAAGGAAAAUGUCAAAAGAUAUGAAUGAUGGAGACAAAGUUGAAAAGAAAUAUAAGGUUUUAAGGAUAAAAUCCAAGGAUUCAAACACUGGAUCGAAGGCUACAAAGAAGAAAGGUAGGAAGUCAAAGAAGAAAUACAAAGACUUGAACAAGUCCCUGAGUUUAAAGAAAAACACGAAAUCCAAGGAACACAGUAUUGAAUGCGAAGACUUGAAUGUUGUAAAGAAGAAAGGCAAGGAUGGGAAGAAGAAGCUCAAAGGAUCAGACACUGAAUUACAAAAUGAAGAAGAAAAAUGGGAUGCAUUUAAAUCAACAGGUGGCUCAUUCUCCAUCAAAGGUUUGAACUCCCAACAGAUAGUAAAUCUGUUUGGAAGGCCUGAAUCUGGAAAAGCACCUCUGCCAGAAGCCCAAUGGAUCCAGAAACUGAUUUGAAGAGCUGUGUGUUUGGUUUUAUUAGAUAAACUUAGCACAGUUUAGGACAACCAGUAGCGAGCUACUGUCAAAGAAUGUUUCUAAUUCUAAUAAAGAAAACCUUUUGUCCUCA